UGCUUUGUUUCUAUCCAUAGUUGCAUGUCUGCUUUUCUUGAUAAUCUCUUGUAUCUCCGGUCCACGCUGCACUACACCUUGCAUGAGCAUCAUACUUUAAUAAAUGAAUCACAAUGUUUUUGCAUACCUCGCAGUUGCUUAAUAAACUCUUUGUGUGCUUCCAACACAAUUCUGGCCUUGUCAGGAGACUCUGCCAUGCAUCGUAUUGCAUUGGCACUGGUUGGAAGUGCAAAGUGUGGGACUAUCUCUUCUUGAUCCUGUAUUAUCGAUCGCUCAGAAUAGUACCUGUUCUUUGUAAGAAGCAUGUACAAGUUUUCAACAAAUCGAAUGGCCGCGUCUGCAUGACAAUGCAUCACUGCUUCCAUUGCUUCUUUAGAAUAAUACAUACAUUUCCCAAUAACAUCCUGUAUAAAUAGUUGGUGUUAAAUCAAUUCAGUACUAUUGGCUCAAAUCACAAGCAAUACUUGCAUACCCAGUUAUUGGCCUUUUGUGGUGUCGAGUCACCAGUAUACAGCAGCCAUACUUGCAACUCAUUGGGAUAAUAUCGGGAAAAUAUCUCUGCAAUAAGAUACCCAUUCGCAAAAUCACUAAUUCAUUUAUAUACACGAUGCCACAUUCGCGUUAUUUCACAUAAAAUAUGUGUAUGUUGUACAGCAAUACAAAGUAACACAAUCCUAUCAAUUAU
Messenger RNA from Batrachochytrium dendrobatidis JAM81, 685 nucleotides. RefSeq lists its product as uncharacterized. NCBI's taxonomy places the organism in Eukaryota, Fungi, Chytridiomycota, Chytridiomycetes, Rhizophydiales. Bases 114 to 416 code for a protein of 100 amino acids. The record is from RefSeq and is a predicted model, not a curated record. The transcript has 3 exons.